AUGUAUUUAUUUCAGGGCCUAGGUGCAUCUUUCAUCAUUUACGGAACUUUGAUUUACCACGUGCUGGAUACCUUUUUCCUGGACAAUUUCGGCUUGGAAACUACAGGGACGAUUGCAUAUCUGAGCAUAGCGGUCGGGACGGUGAUGGUGCUCGUCAGCUUUACAACCAAUUUCGUGAUCAUGUACCCGAGUACGAAGAGCUAUGGAAUGUUGGCCAUGAUAUACGGCUUGACGCUGGUAUUCGUUCUCCUCUUCUGCAUCAUCGGGUUCUUCUACACGCCCAACAUGAAUGGCGUCAUGCGAGUCGGCGUCCGCAACAUCAUGCAGAAUUACAAUGCAAAAAGCGUUAUGAACAUCUACCUGGAUGCACUGCAUGCGCAACUGAAGUGUUGCGGCGCCGAAGACUACACGAGUUGGUUCAGAACCAGCUGGGCAGGCGGCAAGAAGAUAGUUCCCGUGAGCUGCUGUAAGAACCUGAAGUACUGUCACAAUCUGGAGCCGCUCAUUGUGACGGACAUCCAAGAAAAGGAUGACAAAACUACUCAGAAUCUCAUGAUGUCUUUGAGCGUUUACGGAACAGGUCUGCGGUGCUGUUUGGGUGCAGGGGUGGAAUGCCGAGAAUGCUUGAAUUUUGUUUAUCAGCUCAUGGAUGGCUGUGUCUACAGAUUUACCUUCCCUAAACCCAUGUUGACGCUCGAUGAGGCUAUUAGUGGUCUCAAGAUGAUAAGUUAA
This is a messenger RNA of Argiope bruennichi, 732 nucleotides long. RefSeq names its product tetraspanin-36-like. The coding region runs from base 1 to 732 and encodes 243 amino acids. The record is from RefSeq and is a predicted model, not a curated record. The transcript is spliced from 6 exons. Gene Ontology annotation, cellular component: membrane. NCBI's taxonomy places the organism in Eukaryota, Metazoa, Arthropoda, Arachnida, Araneae, Araneidae.